Messenger RNA from Aspergillus affinis, 1164 nucleotides. RefSeq names its product DNA-binding domain-containing protein. The record is from RefSeq and is a predicted model, not a curated record. The coding region runs from base 1 to 1164 and encodes 387 amino acids. Gene Ontology annotation, molecular function: DNA binding. The transcript has 2 exons. NCBI's taxonomy places the organism in Eukaryota, Fungi, Ascomycota, Eurotiomycetes, Eurotiales, Aspergillaceae. Gene Ontology annotation, cellular component: nucleus.
AUGGCUAGCAAUUAUUAUGAGAUCGAGUCUCGAAUUAGUAGGGCUCUAGAAGCUCUGAGUCACCAAGAAAAACCUAAUAUCUCAAAAACUGCUCGUCUUUUUGAUGUUCCUCGUCUGCGCCUUCGAAAUCGCUUCUUAGGUCGUGAUUCACGAAUAACACGGCUACCAGGCAAUUUAAAGCUUACUGAGGCCCAGAACUCUGCUCUAAUACAGUAUAUUGAAUGCUGGGCAAAAGUUGGUCUCCCCCCGAGGCCUAAGAUGGUACGAACAGCGGCCGAUUCGAUCCUGAAGGAGGCUCAUGAUGAUCCCAACACCUUACCUCCUACUGUUGGCGAUAAGUGGCUAUCCCGCUGGCUUAUACGUCACCCACAAUACAACAUGAAGAAGGCAAGGGCUAUAGAGGUAGAGCGACGUCGUACUCAUAAUCGGGACGACCUGGAGGAUUGGUAUCGCCGUCUUCAAAGCGUUAUUGCCGUACAUGGGAUCCUAGAUAACGACAUCUGGAAUUUCGAUGAAACAGGCUUUCAAAUUGGUAUUGGAAAAGACCAGUGGAUCAUCACCAGAGAUCAUACAAAGACCUACUUAGGCCUCAACUCCAACCGGGAAUAUGUUACGGUUGUAGAGGCAAUCUCUGCAGCCGGGGACCUAUGCCCUCCCUUUAUUAUUAUGCCUGAAAUCCGGCCGUCUACACCUUCAUCUACGACCUCUAGCGAGGCAGGGUCUUCAGUACUAAGUACGCCUAAGAACAUCCAACGCCUUGCCAAAUUCGCCACAAAUCUAGGAUAUGACGCCGUACAGGACGGCUACGGAUUCACUAGGAGGCUCUCCAAAUUCAUAAAAGGCAGUAUAGCGCAGGGUUGGCUUGCUGCAGGGUUGCAGCGGCAGUUAGACGAGAUGACCAGGGUUCAACGAGAAAAAGCAGAGCGAGAUCGUGCCUCUAAACGGCGUGCCCCGGUUGGUGGAGUCGUCUCCAGUACUAGUCUUGCUCAUAUAGAGCGGAAAGAAGAGGAAUUGGAUACUUUAAAAGAGCGUACUCGUCUACGUGCUAAAUGGAAGCAGGUUAUGGUCGAACUUGUCGACUACGCCAUAGACCGGGGGAUUAUCAUAAAGCGCCAGCGAAAGAGCAGGAAUAAAGAGGAGACCUCUAGCUUUCCAACAGUAUAG